AUGGAAAAUCCUUUAGGCAAAGCAUUAGAAAACAUACAUUGGAAUAAGUCAGUGAUACCAUCACUUGCAGAAAAUGAAAAAUUACUAACAAUAUAUUUAAACGCCCACAUAACUUCAGCAAUAACACUUUUGUCACAAACACUAUACAAAUGUAUACCCGAGUUGUCUUUUUCUUUUAACUCACUGGAUUGUACAGUUGUAGAAGUUGCUGCUAGUCUUAACUGUUUAGUAUUCAAUUUAAUUUUAACAGCAUUACUAUGCUUAACAGAACCUGCAUGUUGUGUUAAAGCCUGGAAACCUUUAUUAGAAACACUGAUUGAUGUUUGGCAAAGAAUACAAAAAUCCUGGACAUCUGAAUGUUUUCUUGACCACUCGGAAAUUGUAUUACAAUUGUUAUGCCCAUCACUUUUCAAAAACCAAUCAUCACGCACAGAACAUUUGCCAAAAGAAAAAUAUAUAGUAAAUAUCACUAGUAAAAACUUAGAACUAUAA
Macrosiphum euphorbiae (potato aphid) is the source of this 492-nucleotide messenger RNA. Lineage: Eukaryota; Metazoa; Arthropoda; Insecta; Hemiptera; Aphididae. The record is from the annotation of a GenBank genome assembly.